CGCGACUUUCCUUCUUCUCCUUCUUGUCUCUAUUUUUCUUAAAUUCUUAUUUCUUUUCAUUUAACCGCUAUCGAUAUGGCUGCCCCUCUCCCGCCUAGAGGUUGCUUCACGUGUGGCUCUCUGCAUCACUUUUACCGGGAAUGCCCGCAGCGAACCGGUGGGUAUCGUCCUCCGGCCACGGGGGCGAAUGUUGUUCCUACAGGUGGGACAGUACUGGCGUUACCGGCACCUGCUCAAAAUGGUGGUUCCGCGGCUUCUUUUUCUACGGACAGUGGAGUGGGGGUGCGAAGCAAUGGAUACUCGAAUUAUGGAUAUCAUGCUGGCGGUGGUGCUCCGAGGCUAAAUUUUUGGAGGAAUAAUCAAGAGCGUCUCGAUACCAUGUACAACAAGUUUCUUGCUGACCAGGAGAAAGAGACUAAGAAAAAAGAGGAAGAAGAGAGGUUAAAAAAGCAGAAGAAGGAAGACGAACGGAAGGAGCAAUGGAAGAAGGAGAGACAACAAUUAGAGUCGGAGAUGGGUGAAAAAAUUGACAAAAAGCUUGCGAAGGUGUGUGAGGAUGUUAAAGUGAAUAGACAACCGGAUGCGACUAAGAGUUCGAGUAUGGACAACGAAUUGGCCAAGCUUAGACGUGAGAACGAGGACUUGAGGAAAACGUUGCUUGGUGAGGGUGAGGAUGAUAGAGUUAGAAAGUUACAGAAGGAGGUCAAUGACUUAAGGAAGCAGGUGUUGGACAAGUCAGGGAGGGAUGAUGAGAUGACUGCUUUGAGACACGAGAUCGAGCAGCUUCGGGAAUCUACGGUUAAGGAGCAGGAAAUUGCCGGGCUCAAGCGAUUGAUUGAACAGCUGAAGACCGAGACUCUACAUGGAAAGAUAAGGCUUUAAGGCCAGGUAACAAGAGAGGCAACAUCGCGGUGAACACACCAGAAACGAGUACGAGGGGAACACCGAGAGCAAGAUGGACAGGCGGUGAUGCUCCGCCAGAGAGUAGUUGGAGAAUAAAGUACAAAAAGUUACAGAGCAUGAGACGGGUGGACUCCUUGGAGGUUGAGGCUUUGAAGAAGAAGAAAGCGGAGGCGGAAGCUGAGGUUAUCAAACUACAACAACAAAUGAGCAACCUACAG
This is a messenger RNA of Chara braunii, 1121 nucleotides long. Lineage: Eukaryota; Viridiplantae; Streptophyta; Charophyceae; Charales; Characeae. The record is from the annotation of a GenBank genome assembly.